Molecule: messenger RNA, 486 nt
Organism: Boleophthalmus pectinirostris (great blue-spotted mudskipper)
Lineage: Eukaryota; Metazoa; Chordata; Actinopteri; Gobiiformes; Gobiidae
Product: immediate early response 3-interacting protein 1-like
Exons: 3
Coding region: 90-338 (82 amino acids)
Biological process (GO): endoplasmic reticulum to Golgi vesicle-mediated transport
Cellular component (GO): endoplasmic reticulum membrane; Golgi membrane; COPII-coated ER to Golgi transport vesicle
Source: RefSeq, a predicted model, not a curated record
GCGGCCACUGUAGGCUACGUCAGACGAAAACACAUGAAAGCUAAUUGGGCUAGCACACUAGCCUCUAAUCCGCCCUAGUAACAAUCAAAAUGGCUUUUACACUUUAUUCUCUGAUCCAGGCUGCGAUUUUGUGCGUAAACGCCGUUGCUGUUCUACACGAAGAAAGAUUUUUAAGUAAAAUUGGCUGGGGGGCGGAUCAGGGGGUCGGGGGCUUUGGGGAUGAACCAGGAAUCAAAACACAGAUGAUGAACCUGGUCCGCUCUGUCAGAACUGUCAUGAGAGUGCCGUUGAUCGGCGUGAACUCUGUCUGUAUCGUGCUUUUACUUCUGUUUGGAUGAAGGAGUGAUCAGUGAAGAGCAGACUGAUAUCUUUGACCACUGGGGAAUAGGCCUGCAACAAACUUUGUUAUACAUGACAAUGAAUGUUUUGAAUAAUAAUUUAAAUACAAAUAUUAAAUGCAAAAAUAAAUGCUUUUGAUAAACCUUU